This is a messenger RNA of Cephus cinctus (wheat stem sawfly), 1778 nucleotides long. Its product is annotated as arylsulfatase B. The coding region runs from base 33 to 1676 and encodes 547 amino acids. The record is from RefSeq and is a predicted model, not a curated record. Lineage: Eukaryota; Metazoa; Arthropoda; Insecta; Hymenoptera; Cephidae. The transcript has 8 exons.
UAAAAGUGUUUUCGUGAAAUUAUAACGCAACGAUGUUCAUGACAACAUGUCCAAAAAUACGCAUCGUGUGGGUGCUUCUGUGUGUUUUGUUAUUGUGUCGCAAUUUGCGUGCCAGUAGACCAAACAUAAUUUUUAUUUUGGCUGAUGACUUGGGAUGGAAUGAUGUUGGUUUUCAUGGAUCUGGUCAGAUACCUACACCAAAUAUCGAUGCUUUGGCAUUUUCUGGUAUUUUGUUGGACAAUUAUUAUGUGACGCCCAUAUGUACUCCAUCCAGAAGUGCAUUGAUGACUGGAAAACAUCCAAUUCACACAGGAAUGCAACACGGGGUACUAAAAGGCGCCGAAGCGAGAGGAUUACCAUUACAAGAGAAACUGCUGCCUGAAUAUUUACGUGACCUUGGGUAUAGGACGCACAUAGUGGGAAAAUGGCAUUUAGGAUUUUAUAAAAAGGAAUAUACCCCGACAUACAGAGGAUUUGAGAGUCAUGUUGGAUUUUGGACAGGUCGUCAUGAUUAUAAUGAUCAUACUGCCAUGGAAAGCCCCUAUUGGGGAAUGGACAUGAGACGCGGUUUGCAACCUGCCUGGGACCUUCAUGGAAAAUAUUCUACAGAUGUUUUCACAAGUGAGAGUGUGACUUUGAUAAAAAAUCAUAACACUACCGAACCACUUUUUCUUUAUGUGGCUCACGCUGCGGUCCAUUCCGGAAAUCCCUAUAAUCCACUUCCAGUGCCUGAUAAAGAGGCCGCUAGGUUCACGGAUAUCAGUAAUUACAACAGAAGACGUUACGCUGGUAUACUGAGCAAGCUCGACCAAUCAGUGGGAGACAUCGUGGAGGCUUUGCGUGUAAAAGGAAUCCUUAAUAACAGUAUUAUUAUUUUUUCGACCGACAAUGGUGGUCCAGCGGCAGGAUUUAAUUUGAAUGCCGCUUCUAAUUGGCCUUUGAGAGGUGUCAAAAAUACGUUAUGGGAAGGUGGGGUUAGGGGAGCCGGUCUCAUUUGGUAUCCAAAAUUCAACCAACCUGGACGAGUUGCUAAGCAAAUGUUUCACAUCACGGAUUGGUUGCCUACACUGUUGACGGCCGCUGGCGGCGAUGUCUCGAAUUUGACUAUGGAUGGCAUGAGUUUGUGGAACUCGUUGGAAGAAGAUACCGCUUCGCCGAGAGAUACCAUUCUACAUAAUAUUGAUGAUGAAUAUGGAAAUUCAGCCAUUACUGUAGGAAAAUGGAAACUCGUCCAAGGUACCACGUACGAAGGGACCUGGGAUGGUUGGUAUGGGCCUUCCGGUGAAGAAUGGAUCUAUAACAUUGGUGCAGUUAUUGGCAGUCUAGUUGGUCGUGCUGUAACUGCUUUAGGAUUAAAUCUUACAUCAACAAAUAUUCGAAAACUUCAAAGAGAAGUUCAAGUCAAUUGCAUUUGGCAAAAUAGAUCUUCGUCGAAUUGUAAUCCUCUGGUGUCCUCAUGUCUUUUUAAUAUUGAAGACGACCCGUGUGAACAGAAUAACGUAGCAUCACAAAACCCUCAAAUCGUCGAAGAACUGCGAAAGCAAAUAUUAAGGUGGAAUGCUACGGCCGUUCCUCCUGGUAACCUUAUUUGGGAUCCCAGAGCUGACCCGGCACUUUGGGAUCAUACAUGGAAUAAUUUUGGAGAUUAUAGCGUGGAAAUACAAUCUGCUAGUUGACGAAUUAGUCCUUUGCUAAGUUAUGGUUACUUAUUAUCUAUAUUAAGGUAUACGAUGACUCAUAUGCUAUGUUUGUAACAAAUUCCUCGGAGUACAUCGAAA